This is a messenger RNA of Tachysurus fulvidraco (yellow catfish), 3695 nucleotides long. Its product is annotated as restin homolog. The transcript has 13 exons. NCBI's taxonomy places the organism in Eukaryota, Metazoa, Chordata, Actinopteri, Siluriformes, Bagridae. The record is from RefSeq and is a predicted model, not a curated record. Bases 1376 to 3544 code for a protein of 722 amino acids.
UGGCAACUGAGAGAGGUCGUUUCUCAUGGAAGAGUUUGUUUGGAGAAAAUAAAGAGCCCUGGGUAAGUAAAUGACAUUUUUUUAUUUUACAUACUAUUCAAACAUUAAUAUGAACAAACUCAUUUUAACUCCAAAUUGAUUUUUAGAAAAUGUUAUAUAUCCUAUAAACAGUGAGGCUUAUACAUAUUUAACUGAGCAUUUCACUUAAAGGCCUUGCCUAAUUAUUCUAACCAGUGAAAACCAGGUAAUCAAAUAUUAUUAUUUUUUUUUCAAAGCUAUUCUCCUGUUACAUGCCAACAGGGUAUGAGUUUGCAUCCCAGCAAGUCAUCUAUGUAUCAUCAUGAAACUUGAUGUGUGUCUUCAGACCAGGCCAUGAAUGUAGAAAAAAUAACAAAAACUGCGCCAUCUUGUGGUUUUCCUCAUAUCGUUUACAGUUCAGUUCUUUUUCCCCCAAUAAUUUUCUGGAGUAUUCUAAAGUAAAAGCCAUUUGGAUGAACACAAAAGCUGUUUUAUUUUUCUAAUUCUCCUAAAUUUUUAAUGUUAUGUUGUUUUAUUAAUUAAUUAUAUUUUUUGUCUCUCAAAUGCUGAUUGAACCCAAGGUUUCAAAAAAUAGAGUAUUUCUAAUAUAAAUAUACAAACUCUAAUUAACAAGGUGGGGUAAAGCAUAUCAAGGCAAUCAGGAUUUACACAAUAAUAAAUAUCCUCAAGGCACUGCAAUAAAUAUAAAUGUCCUUUUGUAGAGGAAAAGCAUGAACUAACCCAGAAUAAGAGAGUGCGACCUCUGCUGAUGGGAAGAGGAAACAUCCACUUAUUCACAGAGCUAUUACACUUAGGGAUUAUUUCUGUUUAUGUGAUGUCCUUUUUGUUCACAAGUCCAGAUGAAUUUGAUUGAUGACAUAAGCCACUUAUUCUGAUUUUCUAGUUUUAGACAAACUCAAUUAUAAUCUAACUAUAUUCUUAGAUGAAGAAACACUGUUACAGCCUGUUAUAGACUUUAUUUAAUUGAGAUUAUCUUGGACAGUGUGAAAACCACAGGGUGUGUAAUUUGUUCCCACAGGGUGCAUCUGCAUUAAGGACUAAGUCAAAUUUAAAGUUUAAGCUGAUUUUAUCUGGAAAAACACUGAAUUCCCACAAGGACUUCAUAACUCGUCUUAACCAAAGAGUUCACCUGAAGGAGGUGAAUACAGAGGAUGAGUGUGAUUUCAUUCUGGGUUUCUGUCCGAUUGUGUCAGGAGCUAGAACUGACAUUGAAGUAGCAAAGAAACGUCUACACAAUUUUUCAGACACCAAACCUGUAGUCCUGGUGGUGCUCCAUCACACUUUUAAUACAGAGUGUGUUGUUCCAGACAGCAUCAAAUGUGUAAACAGAAAGAAUAUGAUCGCAGUCGACUGUCUGUUCUAUGAAGAUACAGGAUUACUGCAGUGUCUGAAGAAUAAUGACUCACUGGACAAAACUUCACAAUAUCUGAAGGAAUAUAUAAACUGUAAAAACAUGGAAAGGCAAAAGGAAGGUGAAAGGUCAGGACCCAGAAACAGUACAAGUUGCAUUGAAAAGGAAGUUACAGGACUUGAAGGUACAAAUAUGAAACCAGAUCAAACAACUAAUGAUUCAGAGGAAAGCGAAAAUUCUCAACCUGAGAGAAACCAACAACUGAACCCAGAACACAUCGACACUGACAAUGUGGAGGGCAUGGAGCAAAGAAAUGAGAGUCAGGAAAAAAUAAUGAGACAGAAUUUAAAGACAAAUAAAGAACCUCUGACAGAAAAUACACAAACACUUCAGGAGAAGGACAAGAUACUGGAAGAGAAGGAGAAACAGCUCAAACAGACAAGAGCUGAACUGGACAAAACAAUUAAGGCGUUAGAAGACAGUCAGAGACACGUGGAGGGGAAAUACACACAACUAGAGAAUCUGAACAAACUGCUGAAGGAGAAAGAAACACAGCUGAAGAACACAGAUAAAGAGCUGGAGACCAGUACAAAUAAACUGGACACACUGGGACAGGAGCUGCAGGACAAGCAGAGACAACUACAGGACAUGAUGAUUGUAGUGGAGCAACAGAAAUCUGAGUUAGCAGAAAAAAAACAACAGCUUGAAAACAAAGAGAGUCUUCUAACAGAAAAUACACAAACACUUCAGAAGAAGGACAAGACACUGGAAGAGAAGGAGAAACAGCUCAGUGAAGUAAGAGAAGAAUUGAGAAAAUCAAGUAUGACGUUAGAAAAGAAUCAGACACAAUUGAAGGACAAAGAGAAACAACUGGAGAGUGUGGUGAAAGAACAGGAAACCAGUACAAAUAAACUCACAGAAAGAGAUGAACAACUUCAGGAGAAAAAUAGACUUCUGACCGAAAAUACACAAACACUUCAGGAGAAAGACAAGACACUGGAAGAGAAGGAGAAACAGCUCAAACAGACAAGAGCUGAACUGGACAAAACAAUGAAGGCGUUAGAAGACAGUCAGCGAGACGUGGAGGGGAAAUACACACAACUAGAGAAUCUGAACAAACUGCUGAAGGAGAAAGAAACACAGCUGAAGAACUCAAGUAUCAAGCUGGAAACCAGUACAAUUAAAGUGGACACGCUGGGACAGGAGCUGCAGGACAAAGAGAAACAAUUGGUGAGUGUGAAGGAAGAACUAGAAACCAGUACAAAUAAACUCACAGAAAGAGAUGAACAAUUUCAGGAGAAAAACAGACUUCUGACAGAAAAUACACAAACACUUCAGAAGAAGGACAAGACACUGGAAGAGAAGGAGAAACAGCUCAGUGAAGUAAGAGAAGAAUUGAGAAAAUCAAAUAUGAUGAUAGAAAAGUAUCAGACACAAUUGAAGGACAAAGACAGACAACUGGUGAGUGUGGGGAAAGAACUGGAAACCAGUACAAAUAAACUGUACACACUGGAACAGGAGCUACAGGACAUGAUCACUGUAGUGAAGCAACAGAAAUCUGAGUUAGCAGAAAAAAAACAACAGCUUGAAGAGAAAGACAGACUUCUGGCUGAAAUUAGACAAAAACUGGAGAUGAAGGAUGAGACCCUGGAACACAAGGGCACACAUUUUUUUCAGUCUCAUUCACAGCUAAAGAAAAAAGUUAAAUGCUAUGAAGUCAUUCCUGCAAAGUUACAAGCACCUUGUGAACAGUUCACAAAAGAACUUAAAAAAAUAAGAAAAUCUAUGGAGAUGUCUACAGAGGAGAAGUGUAAAGCAAUUCUAUAUUAUGUUCCAUAUGUUUCACGAGCUGGAACUGAUAUCGAGUCUGCACUGCAAAAACUUAACAGCUUUGGAGACAAAUACAUCGCACUAGUGGUGCUCCAUCACACAUCUGAUCGAGAGCUCAUUACACCAGACAGCAGCAGAACUGUGACCAGAGAAAAGACCUUCGUUGUUGACUGUCUGUUCAGUGAGGAUGAGGGACUGCUCUCGUGCCCCAUGAAUGACGAAGCAAUAAAAAAGGUUGCAGAGUGGCUUAGGUUUGUGAAAAACGACAAACAGGAGCCUAAGAAAAAAAAAAAAGUGAAGCCAGUGAGGAAAACAAAGCAAUAACAACCGGACAGAAGAAAAAUGAGCUAAAGGAAGGGCGGCUCUUACAACAGAAUAGUACAUAUUGAAUUACUUAAAUGUCUGGGCUUUAUGUGUGCUUAUACUUUUCCUAAAACUGGCCGCUCAAAAGAUUUUUUUUGCUUUUCAAAAUAUC